CGUUUUUUUUUAAUUUGAAACGUACUGUCUAAGGAAACGUCAUGAGUUUUCGUUAAGGAUUUUUCGAUAUUUCUGGUGAUUUAAGAACCCACAGAUAACACCAGAAAUGGAAUGGAAGAAGAAACUUGAAGUUCUGUGGGAGGUCACAUUGCGCUUGCCUCCGAUAUUUGUCAUGGACUGCAUUUUGAAUAAGUCGUUUCUUCCAGGAUUUACUCUGUUUCAGUAUCAACCAUCAAUGUCAUGGCUUGAAUACAUUUUGUGGAUAUUCAUUAUGACAUUCGUGUUUGCCCUUGCUGUGGUGGUAUUCCUGCUUUCCACAAGCCAAAUACAGGACAUCUACAGUUUUACGGCAAUGGUCACCUUUCUAAUGAUGUCAUACACAUGGAACAAGGGCAUCCCCACACUGGCUGAGAACCAGAGCUCCACCCACCACAGUCAUGACUUUUAUGAUUUAACGCAGAAUGCAGUUACACAACUCUUCUUAGCUUACAGUUUCAGUUAUAUAUGGAUGUUGAGACAAAGGACUUUACCAAGGACAGAAAUUAAGGCCAUUAUUUCACUAGGAAUGAUGACAUCCUUUAUGUUUCCCGCCAUAGUAUAUUUAGUGUGUCCGAACAGUGAGUAUUUAUCAUGGGUGCCUGUGAUAUCAAUGGUUGGUCCAACUUUUGCUAUUGCCAUAGAAGUAUUUGGGUCUGUCCGAGCAUUUGUCUGGACUUUCAGACAGGCCUAUAAUGUGAUCAAAAUAACUCUCAGUGCUAUUGGAAUUCAAGGAUUUGUCGAACAUCACUGGAUUCGACUCCAAGUACCCAAAGUGCUUCGAGUUUUCUGGAUAACGAGACUUUUCUAUCAGCUCACUUUACUGUGUGUUGAAGAUUAUAGCCAGAGAGAUGAGAGCCAGCAUUUACUGUACUCCCUAGAUUAUUAUUCUAUCGUUAUUCGAUUAUUUACCCAAAGCUGUGAAAAUUACAUUGCCAUGCUGGGCAUGACAAGUGUGGUAUCCUAUUUUGCCCAUCACGUGGGCGUAUUCCUGGCCUUCUGUGUAGGAUCAGACUCUGAAGAGGACAGAAACAUGGGCACUGUGUCUGCCAUUUUAUUCUUCAUUCUGGGCCUCCAGACAGGGCUGACAGGACUUCGCCCGGAGGUGAGACUGGCUAGACUCUGCAAGAACUUCUGUCUCCUCCUUACAGCUAUCUCUCAUUUCAUACAUAGCAUGAUUCACCCCAUCUUGAUGUCACUGAGUGCCUCACAGAGCAGCAAUGGUCGACACCUGCGUGUGCUGUCCAUGUGUGUGUUCUUGCUUACCUUUCCCACCUGUUUACUUAUGUAUUUAUGGAGCAAUUACAGCAUCAGCACCUGGUUGUUAUCUGUCACUGCAUUCAGUGUGGAAGUCAUGUUCAAAGUGAUUAUAUCUCUGACUGUGUACGCCUUAUUUUUGUUUGAUGCCUACAGAAACACUUUCUGGGAAGGACUGGAUGACUAUGUGUAUUAUAUUCAAUCCACUGGAAAUACAAUAGAAUUUUUAUUUGGUAUAUUUCUGUUUUGUAAUGGAGCCUGGAUAAUGGUGUUUGAAUCAGGAGGAGCCAUUCGUGCUUUUAUGAUGUGUAUUCAUGCAUAUUGUAACAUAUGGGUGCAAGCUAAGAAUGGAUGGCAAGUUUUUACCAAGCGGCGAACUGCGGUCAAUAAGAUAAAUUCUUUACCUCAGGCUUCUAAAUCAGAAUUGGAGUCACUCAAUGAUGUUUGUGCUAUUUGUUACCAUGAAUUAAACAAUGCUAGAAUUACUAGGUGCCAACACUACUUCCAUGGUGUGUGCUUAAGGAAGUGGCUGUAUGUUCAGGAUAACUGCCCGCUGUGCCACAAACUUAUUUAUGCCCCUGAAAAUGUCACAACAAACGCUCAAGAAAAUAAUAAUCAAGAUGAAUAUGAGGAAGAUAUAAAUCCUGGGGCCAUGGCACCAAUCCAUGGUGAAAUGGCUGCAGGACAACCACAGUUUAACCCAGUGAUUGAAAGACAAGAAGUUGGUAGAAGAUUAAACAAUGGAACCUUCCAGCCCGCUAACACACUAAGAGUUCAUCAAGAUUAGUUUAUCAAAUUUAUAUAAAAAUCAAUUAUUUAUUCCACGUGUACUAGUCUCCUCUUCAUGCAUGGCCAGAAACCCACAGCAAAUUCGCUUUCUGCCUAUUGGCCAACUCUCUGAUUUUUUUUAAUUGUUUCAUGAAUAUUUUCUCCCUGAUUUGACUGGAUCCUUCAAACUGUCAAGUUUUGAGUCUUUUUUUUUAAACAUAACCAUGUUUAUACUGUUUAGAUAAACAUAUAUUUAUACAUAUCGAUUGUUGUGCAAAAUAUUUUUGAAUAAUUAUAAGUGUAUGUUACACUUAUUUGAUGUUAUUUCUUUUAAACAUGCUUAUAAAUGUUAUAUAAAAUUGUAUGAUAAAACCUCAAAAAAUAAUAUAACAGACAUUUAUUUAUUUUUGAUUUUAUUGAAAAAUUUGCAAAGUGGAAUAAUUCAAGUUUCAUACUUACACUUCCAAAAGUUAAAAGAUUGAGUCAUUUCACUUUUGAUUAGAAUUUCAAUGUGGAUGCAGCAGUGCCUGAGAAUCAAAACAUUUAUUUUUGUUUGCCUUAAUAAAUAACUACAUGUAUUUUUUGUUAUAGAUAAUUAUCUAAUACUAAAAGUAUUAUAUGUAAUACUUUUUUACGAAUGGUCACUGAAACUACCUAAGUAUUUUUCACUUUUCAAGAUCAAUGUUAACUUUACAAAUGCCUAAAUUUCAAUAGCCUAACAGAUCACUUAUUUUCCUCAUGUUUUGUAGUUUACACAUUUUUGUUUUAUGGUUGAUAAUAAUCAACACACUCUUAAAUGUCAGACGUGGCCUAUCUUCCAUUAUUUGCUAUUUUUUUCCUAUCUCAGCUCUGUGAAGAUUUUUUCCACUACAUAAUUUCAAAAAUAUAUUUUCAUAUUGUAUGACAUUUUUCUAUUUGAAAAAUAUAGUUUCAGUUGAAAAUAUUGACUAUGAUUUUAUUAAACAGCAUUCAAUUUCAUUUUGUAUGCAAUUAAAAGAAAAAUUCAAAAUAUUCUAACUCCAAAAUUAGUCUGAUAACGAACCCUGAAUUUUUGGGCAUUAAGAUGUUUAAAUGCAAAUGAAGAAAUAAUCUAUGAAGGAAAAUUACUUAGUAUAUAACUUAGGAACGUCGCGCAUGUCCUUAAUUGUUGCUGGAUCAUUAUCUGCAUGGUACUGUAUCAGAGCCUUAUGAUGGUCAAAUUCCAUAAAAUUUAUAAGCUAAUUUGAGGACACUGUCCCACAAAUUGUAAAUGACAGCAGAAAUGUUAGCUAUAUGAUAAGACAAGAUGUGUUAUUUAUAUGGGUUUUUUUUAAUGAAUAUCUAUUAGAUAUGUUAAGUGAUUUUGCUUUCAUGCAAUAUCAACUGUUGUUUUGGAGUUUUCAAAACGAAGGAAUUUCAAUGAAAUUUUCUUGAUAUACAAUGUUCAAUAUAAAGUGUUAAGUCAGUUUUUCACAAAAAGCAUCAAUUUGAAAGAUUUUGAAUAUAAAAACACAUUUUAAAAAUAUUCAGUUCAAAGUAACUAAAGGAAAUUUCCAUCUUGUGUCUUUGAUACAGUGUACCAUGGCCCCUAGCUACCAGUAGUUGGUCCAUUGCUGCUUUUUUCACCUUUGUGUAUCCUUGUUUGUAAAUUAAAGAAAAUCUUUUAUUAAUUGGGGUUUAGAAUCAAUAUUUAAACUUGCUUAUUUUCAAUAAGGCAAGUUAAUAUGACAGUGUAAAAUUAGGCGAUUUUGAGUGAAAAUUUUAUACAAGUAUACAAGAUUUCAAUUUUGGUGACCUUACGGUAAUUUGGUAACAACUGCCAAUAUAUUUCAAUAAGUAAGUUUCCAAAAUAUUAUUCUGUUGUGUUAAAGUUAUCAAAAAACAUUUCACAAAUUGCAAUAAAGUCCUUUAUGAUAAUGGAAAAACAUAUAAAUAUAUAUUUAUAUAAUUAUAUAUAGUGAAAAUGUUUUGUGUACCUAUGUCACAAAAUAUAAAGGAAACAUUUAUUACAUGUAUAUCCUGUAUUAUGGGGAAUGAUUUUUUUACUGAAUUAUUUUGUCUCAAUCAAUCAGUUCCAACCCUUCUGUAGGAUGGGUUUUGGAUACAUGGAUUUUUCAAACUAUGCAUGAACACAUACCUUAUUACUAUUUUCACAACAUUACUUCAUCUUUUAAGAUAUUAUAAUAGUACGUGUAUUACAUAAUACCAAAAUGAUUUUAUGCAAGUUGACAAUGCAUGAUCUGAGUCAUAGUAAUUUAGCUUCCGAUCAUUUGAACUUGGUUUCCAUCUUGUAGCCCACCGAUGCUAUAUUUCUAGUGAUAUUGAAUGGAAGGGCUCAACAUUUCAAUGAUUAAUUUUUAUAUCUAUUCAUAUGUGAGUGUCUUGUAAUAUGUGCAUUAAUAGGUGAAUAACCUUCUAUACUGUUGUUUGUACAAUAACAAUUUUGCUGGGUGGUUGUCGAUGAUUAUACGAUGUGUAUAUAUGUCCCUCAAUAGUUUUAUUUGAUCAACUACUAGUUUUCAAAUCAUCAUUUUCCUUUUUCAAAUUCGAUGUUAUUAUAUGUAGCUGAGCGAUAUUUUGAUGGCAUUUGUACACUGAAUAGGGAAAAAAAUUGAGUGAUUUUUGUUCAUUACAUAAAACGUUGCAUAUUUACAUUUGAUUUUAGUGUUACUGUAGAGGAAAUAAGAUAAUCAGUGUAAAAUGUAAAAUAUGAUGAAUUACUUCUUAUGGUCAGAAUCCGAUAAUACACCUUUAUUAAGCAUUGCUAGCAGUUUUUUUGUUUGCUGUAAAAAUAUGUUUAUUUUAUUUAUGUUUUCUGAUUACCAGAGAAAACAGACAGCUAGAGGUAGAACAACAGUUCUAUUUUAUGUAUUUUUACAUGUAUAUUGUUUGAGGUUAGCAUGGUUGCUUUCUGAAAGAAAAUCGAUUGCUUUGACAUUGUUACAUUACAGAAAAUAAACCUUAAAACAAGGGA
Magallana angulata is the source of this 5014-nucleotide messenger RNA. RefSeq names its product E3 ubiquitin-protein ligase RNF139-like. The record is from RefSeq and is a predicted model, not a curated record. Lineage: Eukaryota; Metazoa; Mollusca; Bivalvia; Ostreida; Ostreidae. Gene Ontology annotation, molecular function: ubiquitin protein ligase activity. Gene Ontology annotation, cellular component: endoplasmic reticulum; endomembrane system. Gene Ontology annotation, biological process: ERAD pathway.